This is a messenger RNA of Lytechinus variegatus (green sea urchin), 3254 nucleotides long. RefSeq names its product ectonucleoside triphosphate diphosphohydrolase 5-like. The transcript is spliced from 11 exons. Lineage: Eukaryota; Metazoa; Echinodermata; Echinoidea; Temnopleuroida; Toxopneustidae. Gene Ontology annotation, biological process: nucleoside diphosphate catabolic process. The coding region runs from base 198 to 1613 and encodes 471 amino acids. Gene Ontology annotation, molecular function: UDP phosphatase activity; GDP phosphatase activity. The record is from RefSeq and is a predicted model, not a curated record. Gene Ontology annotation, cellular component: membrane.
UGUAUGUGGACGCAAACCAAAACCCCGGUCGCGGACCGUCAUUCCGCCAGCUCAAAAUUCACUAGAAAUUCAAGCUUCUUAGGCAAGAAAUUUUAGGAGUUCAUCAGUGAUGUAACCAAGUGCUCUAUGCUGGCUGAGCAACUUCUCAGUGAGGAUGCUACAAAUGAUCUUUGACUCUCCAGAGAAUUCAAUCAUCAAUGGUCCUCGACAUGAUGCAGCGGAUGUCCUGUAAGAUCAUGGUUGUAUCCAUCACCAUACUAUCAAUCUCACUCUUGUAUCUGACCAGGAAACAGACGUCAUCUUCAGAUUUAGUUGUGCCUCAGGAAUCUAUCUAUGAUUUUAUGAGCAACAAAGAUACACCAUGGAGGAGUGAUGAUGAUGAUUUAUCUGAGAUCCAACAGAAAGAUGAUUACUAUGGUGUCAUGUUUGAUGCAGGCAGUACUGGUUCUAGGGUUCAUGUCUUCCACUUCCAAGAAACCCCCAAGGGAAUUCCACCAAUCCUAUUAUCUGAAGUUUUCAACUUUACAAACCUCCCCCUUGCACAGUAUGCAGAUAAUCCAGCAGAGGGAGCAGCCUCGAUUAAAGUACUUUUGGAUGUAGCAUUACGAUCAAUUCCAUUUAGUCAUUGGUCAACAACUCCAGUUGCCUUGAAAGCGACAGCUGGUCUUAGACUUAUUCCAGAGAGGAAGGCUAAAGCUCUUCUAAAUGAAGUUUAUGCAAUGUUCAAGAGGUCUUCAUUUCAUGUAGAAACUCCAGAAACCACUGUAGAUAUUAUGAAUGGAACAGACGAGGGUAUUUUUAUGUGGGUCACCGUCAAUUUUCUCAAUCGUGCACUGAUAAGUUCAACCCCAGAAACAAGAGGCACACUGGAUAUGGGAGGAGGCUCUACACAAGUCACCUUCUUACCUCGGAAUGAAGAAACAUUAUCUCAUCAAAUUCAUAAUACCAACAUCAAGACAUACCCAUUCCUUCAUCAUCAAUAUAAACUCUACACAAAGAGUUUCUUAGGUCUUGGACUUAAAGCUGCAAGACUAGAAAUAUUAAAACGAGAGAAGGAAAACCCAAUCUUUGUGGGAUCAAGUGAUACUGAUCAACUCUCUGCAGGUUCAGAAGAGUUUACCAGUGCAUGUCUUCCUCCAUUCACAUCAGGGACAUGGGACUUUGGAGGCAAUAUGUACUCAGUAUCAUCAUCAAAUAUACAUUCUGAAAAUAUAUAUGAGAACUGUUUGAGUGUGGUUAAAGCCUUUAUAGAAGAUACUGUCAUAGUACCAACGGAAAUGCAAGAAAGCUCUUCCUUUUAUGCCUUGUCUUACUUCUGGGAGAGAGCUGCAGAGAUUGAAAAAGUUGAUUGGAAGGAAGGAGGAACAAUGCUAGUGAAAGACUAUAGGGAAGCUGCAAUAAAUGUGUGUUUAAACCAUUCUCUAUAUGCUGACAAGCCAUUUCAUUGUAUGGACCUUGUAUACCUCAGCUCAGUAUUAUCGCAUGGAUAUAAAUUCAGGGAUGAUGUUCAGUUAUUGAUGACAAAUGCUAUUGAUGGCUUUCGUGUCAGCUGGGCACUUGGUGCAACCCUGGAGCUAUUGAGAAAACAUUGGGAACAUCUGAAGAAAUUAUGAUAGGAAUAAUGUGCUAUCAUAUGUAUGUGUGACUUAUUUAAAUGCUUAAACUGUAAACUUGAUUAAAACCAGUCUAUAUUCUGUGCAAUUCUUCUUAAGGGCUGAGCUAACAGGUCUGCUGUUGUUUUUUUUAGAAAUGUUUGUAAUGCCUUCCAUACAUUAUAACCCCAUCAAACAGAAAAUUCUUAAUUGUCUGUCAUCUUGUCAAACCAUUACCACAAGAGAUUGAACAUUAAUGGAAACAACAGGGCACUGUUCAUAAACAUUUUUUAAAUCUUAUUUAAAUGCAUUGUGGUCUAACUUGUUUUGGUCUACUUGAAAUUAUGUCUAAUUUCCUUUGGAUAAUAACCAGUCAGUCUAAUAUCAAGUUAUGUUGAUCUAAUAUACUGGGGUUUAAUGUCAUUAUACCUAAUACUUUAAGUGGUACAUGGACCAAAUGAUAAUUGAGCCAAAGUUAUAAAUUGAUUUUGGGGUCUUUAGACCUUCUGGCAAUUAGACCAAGUACCAGUCAGACCAAAUGAAAUAUGGACAAAAAAGGUCUAGCAUUGAUAAAGAACAAGCCCAUCUAAUAAUUUUAGACCAAACAUGUAUGCUAUAGCAGUUUUGGGGGAAAAAUGUUUGCCUUGGAACUGGAUCAAAGAGCUGGAGUAUAUUCACAUAAAUACAUUUCUAUGUGAAUUCAGGUUCUUAUAAAACAUGCUGCACAUUUACAGAAUUCUGCAUUGCCUUUGUCAACAUUUUGAGGAUCAGAAGAUUAUAAAAUGUUAGUGUGUGUUUUUAUGAAAUUGCUUCUCUAUGCCCUGUGAAUUAUGAUAAUUUUUUCAUACAUUGAGGUUUUACAUGCAAAUGAAAUUUAUGUACACUGUCCAUUUAAAUUUUUGUUGUCAUGUUGUAUACAAACUCAGCUCAGAUUUAAAUGAGAGCAAUUUUUAAGGCAGAGCGUGUAUUUUGCAUGUUGAUUUGGGGAUAUGGAUUUUUUUUUAGUAAACUGACUGGUAUUUCUAAUGAGCCCUUUGUACAUUCAUGUGUAAUUGAAUGAUGACAUUUUAAAAAAAAAACAUCCUCUAUCACUUUAACAUUUCUCUGGAAUUACAUGUUUUCUGCAAUAUUGAUGGUUCAGUAAACUUCAAAGCCAAAAAAUAAAAGUAGAGUAUUCACAGAACACAUAAAAAACAUAUAUUUCCAUACAUGUACCUAAUAUCAGUUGAAUUUUUUUAAGUCAAACAGAUCUCUGUAGUUUGUCAAGAUGUGCAAGUUAGGAAGAGGUAGAUAAAGUAUAUUUACAAGAUUGCAAUGAGAUUCUUACACUAUGUUAAACUGGUGUAGGAUUCAAUAUCAAUGUGUCUAUAUUAAUUGGUAUUAUAAUUCAAAUCUAAUCACAAUCUACAAAUUUUAUACCGUUUUUGCAGGUAUUGCUAGAAUGGGAAGAAAGGUAUGAAACAGACUUCAUAUCUUCUACUCACAAAUUGUCUUCCUUGCAUACAAUAUAAAGGUUUGUGUGGUGGGAUAAUUUGGUAUUUUAAUCAUGACAUUAAGUGAAUUUGAAUGAAUUUCUAAAAUGCCCAAUUAGAAAUUAUUGCAUCGAGGCAUUUUACCCCAACCUCUUCCCAAUAAGUAGUCAGUGAUUUGCAUACACCCCCC